Oldenlandia corymbosa var. corymbosa is the source of this 3757-nucleotide messenger RNA. The record is from the annotation of a GenBank genome assembly. NCBI's taxonomy places the organism in Eukaryota, Viridiplantae, Streptophyta, Magnoliopsida, Gentianales, Rubiaceae.
CACAUUUACACCCUAUGCUUUUGGGUUUUCCCUGCUCCUCACUAGCAUAUGAUCACACCACAAACCUGUCUUCCCGCCAUUUCUACCAUCAUCUCCUUUCCUUCCUCUUCUCUCCAGAGUGCCCAUUACACUUCCGUGGUGGGAGGGCUCCACUACCAACCGCCGUUCCUUCUCCCCCGCCAAAAACUCCGCUAAAUCCCCCGCCCAAUUCUGUUAAUUGUAAACCCUAUCAGUCUAUUGCCUUUCCCUGAGAAACCUAACCGUCAUCUAAAUGGCGGAGCCUAGGGUUUAUCCGACCAUGAGGCCGAGGAGUAUUCGUGCUGGGAUUAUCUCGAAGAUUAAGCUACAGGACUUCAUGUGCCACAGCAACCUCGAAAUCGAAUUGGGUGAUCACGUCAAUUUCAUCACCGGUCAGAAUGGAAGCGGGAAGAGUGCCAUUCUGACGGCAUUAUGCAUUGCGUUUGGAUCCCGAGCAAGAAGCACACAACGGGCUAGCACCAUGAAGGAUUUUAUAAAGACCGGCUCCAGUGCUGCAUCUGUCCAUGUGGAGAUAAAGAAUGAAGGAGAAGAUGCUUUCAAGCCUGAAACUUAUGGUGACUUGAUCAUCCUUGAGCGGCAGAUUACACAAUCAUCAACAACUACCAUUCUGAAGAACUCUCAAGGAAAGAAAGUGGCUAGCAAAAGAGGUGAACUGGACGAGCUUGUAGCUCAUUUCAGCAUUGAUGUCGACAAUCCAUGUGUAAUAAUGAGUCAAGAUAAAAGCCGGGAAUUUCUACAUUCAGGCAACAGCAAGGAUAAAUUUAAUUUCUUUUACAAAGCAACUCUACUUCAGCGGCUGGGGGAUUUGUUAAAUAAUGUUGACAGAAACCUCAACGCAGCUGCUGCUCAUGUUGGUGAGAUGGAAAGGUCAUUGGGCCCCUUACUGCGGGAACUUGAAGAAUUGGAAGCUAAAAUAAAAAGCAUGGAACAGGUGGAAGAGAUAUCCCAAGAGGUACAACUGUUGAAAAAAAAACUUGCCUGGUCAUGGGUGUAUGAUGUUGACAGGCAACUGCAAGACCAAACCAAUUUGAUUGAAAAGCUGAAUCAAAGAAUACCUACUUGUCAAUCGAAGAUAGAUCAACAGAAGUGCAAGAUGGAUGAAUUGAGUGAUCGGAUAAAAAAGAAGAAAACACAAACUCAAGAACUGAUGGCGCGGGCAUCAGAAGUUAGAAGAAUGAAAGAUGACAUGCAGCAGAGUCUUGAGAUGGCCGUGAAAGCGAGGCUUGAGUUGGAAAGCAACUUGCAGCGUAAAACCAAACAAAUUGAGAAAAUGGUUGAACGGGUGAAGGCUCUUGAGGUGCAAAUCAAUGAUAUGCAGGAGCUGCAUUUGAAAGAUACCCAGGCAGAGGCGUUAGAGAUGGAGCAAAAACUAAAGGUGAUUCAAGAUGAAAUUGAUGAAGGAAACGUGCAAAUGCAAAGAUUGGAGAAAGAAUUAGAGUCUCUACAAACAAGUGUAAUCAUGUUAAAGGAGGAGAUUGCAAGCUACACUUCACAGAUAGAAGAGAACGAAAAGAAGCAUCGUGAUUUUUGUUCCCAAAUUCGUGAUCUUCGACAAAAUCAAGCCAAUAAGGUUUUAGCUUUUGGAGGGAACAAGGUGAUCCAUCUGUUGCAGGCAAUUGAGAAGCAUCAUCGUAAAUUCCGAAUGCCACCCAUUGGUCCAAUAGGUUCCCAUCUGACAUUGGACUAUGGUGAUGAUUGGGGUAUCGCUGUUGAACAUGCUAUUGGUGGAUUGUUUAAUGCUUUUAUUGUGACAGAUCAUAGUGAUCUACAUCAGUUAAGAGCAUGUGCCAAGGAAGCAAACUACAAUAACCUCAAGAUAAUCAUAUAUGACUUUUCGCGUCCCAAGUUGAAUAUCCCUAGGCACAUGCUUCCACAUACUAAUCACCCAACUGUCCUUUCCGUGCUACAUUCUGAUAUGCCUACCGUAAUCAAUGUUUUAAUUGAUGUGGGCAAUGCUGAGAGGCAAGUGCUUGUCAAGGACUACGAUACUGGAAAGGUGGUCGCUUUUGAUCAAAGAGUUCCAAAUUUGAAGGAGGUGUUUUUAUCGGAUGGGCGUAAACUGUUUUCGCGUGGUUCAGGCCAGAGUACUCUUCCCGCAAUGAGGAAUAUUAGAGCUUCUCGACUAUCCGGUUCUUAUGAUAAACAGAUCAAUUAUCUUGAAGGACAAGCUGCUCAUGUGAAGCAGCAAGCUGAGGAGGCGCGAAAACUGAAAAGAAAGAAAGAGGAAGAGCUUCGAUUGGUUGAAAAUAACCUUAUGAAGACAAAGAGGCGAUGCAUGGAAGCAGAGCUGUAUCUGAAUUCCAAGGAAAGGGAACUGCAAGGUACCAAGAGUUUAUAUGCUUCAGAUGCAAGUGCGUCUCCUACAUCUACGAUUGAUGAGCUUCGUCAAGAGAUUGCUAAUAUUGAAGCUGAGAAAGAAGGGAGGGAAGUGGAGCUUGCAGAGGCUCAGAGAAGAAUGAGUGAAGCAGGACACAAGGCUAAUAGUCUGAAGUCUUCUUUUGAAAAGAUGUGUGAAUCUGCAAAAGUAGACAUUGAUGCGUUAGAGGAAGCUGAUCGUGAGCUUACAUUAAUUGAAAGGGAUUUCAGUGAAGCAGAAAGGAAAAAGAAAUACUACGAAGAAGUUAUGGAUGGAAAGGUCCUUCCUGAACUAAAUGCAGCAAAGUCACAAUAUCGUGAGCUUGAGGAUAUUCGUAAGGAGAGUUGUAGAAAAGCUUCCAUUAUAUGUUCAGAGAGUGAAAUCGAAGCAUUAGAAGGCUGCAUGGAGGGCAACCCUGAGCAGCUAAGUGCUCGAUUAAACAGGCUAAAUCAAAGACUUGAGCGUGAAAGCCAGCGGUUUCACGAGUCCAUUGAUGAUCUUAGAAUGUUACAUGAAAAAAAACGUCGGAAAAUUUGGAGAAAGGAGCAAACUUACAAAGCAUUUAAAGACAAGUUGAAUGUGUGCAGGAAGGCCCUAGAGUUGCGUCAAGAGAAGUUCCAGAGGAAUGCAACUCUUGCAAGGCGGGAGUUGACAUGGAAAUUUAAUGACCACUUGGGAAAGAAGGGAAUUAGCGGUAAAGUUGUAGUUAGUUAUGAGUCACAGACCCUCUCCAUAGAGGUAACGAUGCCCCAAGAUGCAUCAAAUAGAAGUGUUUGUGACACUAGAGGGCUCUCAGGUGGAGAACGUUCCUUUUCCACAUUAUGCUUUGCACUCGCUCUUCACGAGAUGACAGAAGCUCCUUUCCGAGCAAUGGAUGAAUUUGAUGUAUUUAUGGAUGCAGUCAGUAGAAAAAUAAGCCUUGAUACACUUGUGGAUUUUGCAUUGGCACAAGGAUCCCAAUGGAUUUUUAUCACGCCUCAUGAUAUAAGUAUGGUGAAACAAGACGAGAGGAUAAAGAAGCAGCAGAUGCUUGCGCCACGGGGAUGAAACUUUUGCCGCCAGCGAUUUUGUGUGACUGCGUAGUAUACAUGCAUAUUAUGUAAUAUAGAACGGAGAGAACCUGACGUUUGUUGAGCAAGAGAAUUUUGUUGGCCUGUGAAUCCGAAGUUAGAUGAUUGCCUCUUAUUAUAUUUAAGAUCGCAUCUUUAUGCCAUCAAAAUUCUCUUGCUUUGAAUCAGAAGUUAGACGAGGUUUGUGGCACACAAGUGUCAAAAGCAUAUUGUAAUCUCUUUUGCCAAAAGCAUAUUGCUCUCAAAAACGUUCUUCUCAGCAAUGAAAUUUGUAACUCCAGUGUCCCUUUGU